Molecule: messenger RNA, 369 nt
Organism: Soboliphyme baturini
Lineage: Eukaryota; Metazoa; Nematoda; Enoplea; Dioctophymatida; Soboliphymatidae
Source: the annotation of a GenBank genome assembly
AUGGACUUUCUUAGACGAGUCGCUGGCCCGACGCGUCUCGACAUGUUCUGGAACAGUGACAUCCGGAAGAGCCUUGGAUUACAGCCUUUGCUUCUUCAGACUGAGAAGUCACGGCUGCGAUGGCUUGGGCAUGUGUUCCAGAAAGGAAGGCGAAGCAAGUGUUCCUUGCAAAUUCUGACCGGCAAAAGACCCAGGGGACGGCCAAGAUUAACCUGGAUCGGGAACGUUGGAAGCUCUGUCUACCUCCGCGACCCGAAAGGAGUAGCGGCGAUGGAAGAUGAACAUGAAGAUGAUGAAGAAGUAAGUGGAUGCAUGAUUUUGGAUUCAAACCAGCCUGUGCCAUUGGGUGAUUGCCAGCUGGCAAUGUAA